Carassius auratus (goldfish) is the source of this 6019-nucleotide messenger RNA. Its product is annotated as probable phospholipid-transporting ATPase VD. The record is from RefSeq and is a predicted model, not a curated record. Gene Ontology annotation, cellular component: plasma membrane. Gene Ontology annotation, biological process: phospholipid translocation. Gene Ontology annotation, molecular function: ATP hydrolysis activity; ATP binding; ATPase-coupled intramembrane lipid carrier activity. The transcript has 21 exons. Lineage: Eukaryota; Metazoa; Chordata; Actinopteri; Cypriniformes; Cyprinidae. The coding region runs from base 1032 to 4973 and encodes 1313 amino acids.
GUUUUAAUGAUAGUUUUAGUAAUUUUAUGCAGUUGGCCUUGGCCACCAGCACUUUUGUUUUAUUCCACAAACAUGAAUCUCCCUAGUGUUAUUAUCAUUACAAAGUAUUGACUGUUGAAACAGGUUUACAUUCCAAACAUUUUGCCUCUGAGAUGAGGAGGUCAUUUCCAAGAAAUAGCAUUGCAUGAUUCCCAAAUUAUGCAAAGCUUCCUUCUAUGCUGUCAAGGACUUUAGCCAUUAGAAUUAAAUAUUCUCCUCUGUUCCUUCGACUUCAGUCUUCUAUGUAAAUAUGUUAGCUAAUAAAGGGUCUGUUUGUUAAACAAUGCUUCGGUAUUACCUUGGAGGGAUAUGCUAAUGAGCUCUGAUGUCUUGAUGUGAAAUUUGAAAUGUAGUUGUGAAAAUGUAUAAUGUCACAGCUAAGCCCCUCCCACCCCCUAUAGCCAGUGCUCAUUUCUUGUAACAAGACAUCUUAUUUGACUAUAACCAGUGUAGAACACUAGAAAUAUCACACAUAUCUACAACAUGCAAUUAAAAUUUAGCCUAGAUAAAGUAAUACUUGGAAUAGUAUCAGUGAUGAUAAUAACAAUCUAGUCUUUAAAGGUCCAGAGCUCCUUAGAUGAUAGAUGACUUGCCUGUCUGGGAUAAACAUUACACUGCCAACUGGUCACUUAUUUACCAGCCCACAGUUUUUUUCUUGUCUAAAAACUGCCUCUGAGUCACAAAAAGCUCUACGUCUUUGUUUAUGAUGCCUGGGAGUGUUUCCUGGAUAAGUAGCAGCCUGGUCUGCAUAUUGUAGAUUGUUACAGGUUUCUGAGCAACACACAUUACUGUUGAGACAAAGGCUUGGAAGAGCAUAAUGUUUCUCAGGUGUCAGAUUUAGCAUGUGUUGAUAUUGGCUUGGACAGAAUCAGAAACAUGAAUUUGACCAGUGAUGGUGAGACCUGUUGGACUUGCUCGGGAUAGAGAAUCUGCCUAAAUUGUCUGGACCAUUCUUACAGACUGUGUCUCUGGAGUGGAAGAGUCCAGCUGCUAUGAGGCAGCAGUUGGAGCUAGAUCAAGGUGGCAUGGCAAAAGAUCUGGCCAAAAACAGAAAGGUUGUCAUGCCAAGUUGGACUGAAGAUGAAGAAAUAAAGUCUUACAGCAGGAAUAAGGUCCGGACAACCAAGUACACCUUUCUAUCCUUCAUCCCCAAGAAUCUUUUUGAGCAACUUCAUCGUUUUGCCAAUGUAUACUUCAUCUUUUUGGGGGCGUUGAACUUUGUGCCUAUUGUAAAUGCGUUCCAGCCAGAGAUCUCGAUCAUUCCUAUUAUCUUCGUGAUGUCCAUAACUGCUGUUAAAGACCUUUGGGAGGACCAACGCCGGAGGAAGUCUGACCAAGAGGUCAAUAACCGUUUAUGUGAGGUCUUUGACAGGAAGCAGAAGCGGUAUGUGGAGCGGCGUUGGGCAGAGGUGUGUGUCGGUGAUCUGAUCCGUCUCUGCUGUAAUGAGAUCAUUCCUGCUGACAUGGUGCUGCUGCACUCAUCUGAUCCUAAUGGAGUGUGUCACAUCGAGACGGCCAACCUGGAUGGAGAAACCAACCUCAAGCAAAGGCAGGUGGUCCGUGACCUGCCACAGCAGGGAUCUGAGUUUGUUCCAGAAAACUACAGCAGUCGCAUUGAGUGUGAAAAUCCCAAUAAUGACUUGAGACGGUUCAGAGCUUUCAUGGAGCAUUCUGGUAAAGUGCGGGUUGGACUCCACAGUGAAAACCUGCUCCUGAGGAGCUGCACUGUGAGGAACACAGAGACUGUGAUUGGCAUUGUGGUCUAUGCAGGUCAUGAGACAAAAGCAAUGCAGAAUAACAGUGGGCCGCGCUAUAAACGAAGUCAACUGGAGUGCAGACUCAACAUGGACGUCCUCUGGUGUGUCGUUUUACUGCUUCUCAUGUGUUUUAUUGCUGCUGUUGGUCAUGGUUUUUGGUUGAGUGAACUAUAUAAUCCCAUUUUCAUGAUCCCUGAUGACACACACCCUGCGCUCGCUGCCUUUUACAUGUUCUGGACGAUGAUCAUUGUUCUGCAGGUGCUGAUUCCCAUUUCCCUCUAUGUGUCGAUAGAGAUUGUGAAGCUGGGACAGAUUUAUUUUAUUCAGAAUGAUUUAGAUCUGUAUAACCCAGUACUAGACACAGGAGUGCAGUGCAGAGCAUUGAACAUCACAGAAGAUCUUGGACAGAUCCAGUACCUGUUCUCUGACAAGACGGGAACCCUCACAGAGAACCGCAUGCUGUUCCGCCGGUGCACUGUUGCAGGAACCGAGUACCCUCACCAUGAGAACGGUGUUUCUCUGGAACAGUAUGAGGAGCAGGGCUGCGGCGACGCCGAUCACUCUCUCACCCUGAGGUCACACACUAGCAGGAAGUCUCUGAGCUGUAAAUCACUCAGCUGCAACCGGAGUUCAGUGUCCCUCAAUACCCUCACUGCAGAGUCGGACACACACUCAGUCCACGAAACACUCCGCAGACACACACCUGGAGCCUUCAGCAGCACCAUUGAGUGUGCUGUUGUUCCAGACCCUCAGCUUCAGGCCAAGCUGAACACCCUGUCUUCACCCACGAGUUCCCCUCUCCGACAGGAAGCUGCUGAAAUCUCUCACAUACUGGACUUCUUUCUUGCCCUCACUGUCUGCAACACUGUCGUAGUUUCCUCACCCACUCAGCCAAGACAUGUGGUUCAGAUGCCCAUGCUUCGCACCCCCCUGCGCUCUCUAGAGGAGAUGAAGGCCAUGUUUCAGAAGCUGAGUCUGCCUCGCUUUCCCUCAUCACCUAAUCGAAACACAGACACUCUUCCCAGCCGAACCAAGAAACUCUUCACCCGGGGUCGUUCGGCUUCCUACUUCCCUAACAGCAGCCCACAGACACCCGUCACAAACCUACAAUCACCCACCAUUCCCUCUGGCACCCCUUCAGAUACCCCACCCACUCCCGUCACUCCAGCGCUGUCCAGUGGGGCGUGGAGCGAGGACAUGGACGACAAACAAAAGGCAAAAGAUAACUCUGCUGAGGAGUCAGAGAGUGAUGAUGGAGAUAAGGCAGAAGAGUUGCUGUACGAGGCGGAGAGCCCGGAUGAGGCGGCGUUGGUGCAAGCAGCAAAGGCCUAUGGGUGUACUCUGCUGGGCCGGUCCCCAGAGCAAGUCCUUGUGGCUGUUCCAGGCAUUGGGCCGCUGUCCAUCCCUCUGCUUCACGUACUGCCGUUUCAUUCUGCCCGCAAGAGGAUGUCUGUGGUGGUGCGCCAUCCCCUCACUGGAGAGGUGGUAGUUUACACAAAAGGAGCUGAUAAUGUCAUUAUGGAGCUGGCUGAAGCAGCUGAAGAUGGUUUCUCUAGGGAGAUCAAUGAACGGACACAGAGACACCUGGACCAGUAUGCAAGAGAUGGACUGCGCACUCUCUGUGUUGCUAAAAAAGUAUUGGAAGAGCAGGAAUACAAAGCCUGGUUGAAGAGACAUGAGUAUGCUGAAACCAGCAUUGAAAACAGAGAAGAGCUUCUGCUUGAAUCUGCCGAGAGACUGGAAACUAAUCUCACAUUAUUGGGGGCGUCGGGUAUAGUAGACCGCCUGCAGGAGGAAGUGCCUGAGACCAUUGAGGCUCUGCAGGAAGCUGGGAUUAAAGUUUGGGUCCUCACAGGGGACAAACAAGAGACAGCUAUUAAUAUUGCUUUUGCUUGCAAACUCCUCAGACCCACAGACCACAUACUGAUGGCCAAUUGUGACAGCAAGGAGACUUGUGAGGCUCGACUUCAGGAGUUACGUCAUGAGAUCAGACAGGUCACAAAGGAAGGCACAUCUGAAGAUGAUAGUCCUGAGAGUGUGUUGGUCAUCGACGGCCGUACGCUGGACUACGCUCUGCAGAAGGAGCUACAGGGGUCAUUCCUGGACCUUACAUGCUGCUGUCGCUCAGUCAUAUGCUGCAGAUCCGCCCCUCUGCAGAAGAGCCAAGUGGUGCGGCUCGUCAGAGACAAGCUGAAGGUCAUGACCCUGGCUAUAGGUGAUGGAGCCAACGAUGUCAGUAUGAUUCAAAUGGCAGAUGUUGGCAUCGGCAUCUCGGGCCAGGAGGGCAUGCAGGCGGUGAUGUCCAGUGACUUUGCUAUCUCUAGAUUUAAGUUCCUGAGAAAGCUCAUUUUGGUUCACGGUCACUGGUGUUAUGCUCGUUUGGCUAACAUGAUCCUCUAUUUCUUCUACAAGAAUGUGAUGUACGUGAACCUUUUGUUCUGGUACCAGUUUUUCUGUGGAUUUUCAGGCAACACAAUGACCAACUCGUGGGUUUUAAUCUUCUUCAACCUACUUUUCACCUCCGUCCCUCCAAUCGUAUAUGGCGUGCUGGACAAAGAUGUGUCUGGCGAGAUACUCCUAAAAGUGCCUGAUCUCUACAAGCAUGGACAAAACUCGCAGGCCUAUCUUCCGUCAACGUUCUGGCUGAACAUUCUUGAUGCUUUUUACCAAAGCCUUGUGUGUUUCUUCAUCCCUUACUUUGCAUAUGCAGGGUCUGAUAUUGGGGUAUUUUCCUUUGGCUCUCCAAUCAAUGGCUCCGCCCUCCUCAUCAUCCUCCUGCAUCAGCUCAUAGAGAGUCGCACAGUGACAUGGAUACAUGCUGCAUUGCUGCUCUUCAGUGCCUUGUUUUAUUAUGCUUUUAUCCUGUUGUUGAGCAUUACAUGUGUGUCGUGCAGUUCUCCCACAAACCCCUAUGGCAUUGAGACAAAAAUGAUGUCUGAGCCACUCUACUAUUUAGUAUGUGGAUUUACCACAGUCCUGGCCCUGCUGCCAAGGAUCCUGUUUCGUGCCUUCUGUAACACUAUCUGUCCAUCUGACCUGGUGAGAGCACAGAAAAUAGAGAGACUCUCAGCACAAGACUAUUCCAUGAGUUUACGGCAGUGGAAGGAGAACAAAGCUGCUCGAAGAUCGAAGACUGUCCUCCAGACACGUCCCUCAGAAACUCAGUGUGAAUGCUGACAUGCCCCAUUUAACAGAUCGUAUGGCUGAAGCAGGCACUGUUCUUUCAUGACCAAUUAGAGAGUUGCCUUCGAUCAUAUAAACAUGGAAAUUAGUAGUGACUUCAAAAUCCUUGUACUUCAAUGAUUGGCAGAUGCUCUGACCAGUCAGAAGCCAGAUCUGUCUUUUUUCUGCCCAAUAAGUGUUUUUGCAGUGAUGUACUGUACCUGGGCUCCACGUGGAGCUUACAGAUGAACUUCAUCGCAAACUCAUUCCAGUCCAGUGAUCGCCGAAUAUACUGUCUGGCUUCUGUAUACAAAAGAUAUUUAGAGAAUUGUUUACAUGCCACAAGGCUGAGCCUGUGACAUUUUUAAUUACAAAUGCACUCCAGCAUUAUGCAAGGGAUUAUUGUGCAGCAUUAUUGUGGGAUAGUGUAUAACAAGAUAAGAUGGCUACUUUGCUACUACUUUAAUGCAAUACUGCAAAGACCAUAAGAAAAUGAGCUUGCACACUUCCCUUAACACUGAUAUAUGCGUAAAUCACAAAUUCCCAUAUUCAUGUUUCAGUCAUGCGAAAUGCAAAUGACGAUCUCACUGGUUGAGACUAUAGGUGAUUAUAUGAUUUUUCUUUCCUUGUUAUCUCUUAUUAGGAGAAGUAUGACUGUGUCUGUUUGAUAUCUGAUCAUGGGGAACUGUAAUAUCAUGAGAACUUUACAAUAAGUGAACUUUCCUUGUUUAAGAAUAAAAUUAGGUGAACGUUAAUAGGAGCUAAUGUAUUUGUGACCCAAGGGCCUUUAUGUCAAUUUGUGUGUUCAAUCUGAAAGUGAACAUGCCGACACCAUGCAUUACACAUAGACAAGUUCAGUAUUUUGUGAUAAAUGCUAGAUUGCUUUUUAUACUUAACUGCAAUUUAUUUUUUAUUGCAAAAGUGAAUGCUUGAAUUUUGGAAAUGUGAAAUUAUAAUCCAGAAUGAUCAUCUAAGAUGAUUUCCAGUUAUUGACAUUAUUUUACAUUAUUUGAGCCAUUUGUAGUAUUUGUAAAAUUUGCAAUAAAACACUGAAAACUUGA